CCAUAGCGGACACUAGCGGACUCACGGACGCGGCAAGUAUAACACAGGCUUAACACACCUGAUUGAGAUCAUCAGGAGAGAUCCAUGAACUGAACUAACGAGCUGAUGAUGAUCUCAGUCAGGUGUGUUAAAUAAGGGAGACAUGCAAAAUGUGCAGAGCAGGGGGCCCCCAGGACUGGAAUUGAUAAGGGACAACAAACAACCAAUUUCAUGGAAUGAUCCUUAAAGAAGUGAUCAAUAUUGGCUGAAAUACAGCUCAAAGUACAAAACAACCAUAAGACGAUAUGUCCAGAAAUUACAUGUUCAGAUCGCUACCAAAUCCAGUCUUGCUCUAACCUGUACUGAAUUUCCACCUCGUUGUACGCGAGAUCUUUGCGCAUUCACUCUCAUUGGCUCGUUUCAGUAUACAUCUAUGAAUAAUGCACCUCACGUUGCGUAAUUUUCCAGUCAAGAUGAGACAGAUGGCGCAUACAAGAACUUACUGACAACAACUUACAGGCAAACAAAACAGAAAUACAUUGAAAUGACAGAAUUACGCGGCCAAACGUAGAGUACGAAUGCACGGAAGCUGAAAACUGCUCUUCUAAAAUGAUGAGGAAAUCAGCUGAGUACUGACAGCGCCAUGGAUGAUCGAUGUCAGCAUGUGAUUGAGGAUUUAUUCAGUGGACAGUUGACUCUCUGCACCUGUUUGCAUCUGGAAAAGGCUCUGGCCGCUGGGGAAGCCUUGCUAGACCUGGCCGUGCAGUUUCAGCACCAGUACCGACGACGGUAACAGCACAGCUGACGUAUUCAUAAAGCAGAGCAAAGCGAAGAUCUCACGCGAUGUCCUCGGCGGUGUUAGGUGAGUGACACUCAGACAGCCGUCAUGCAGACGCUCGCAUGUUAUUAUCCAGCUGUCGUAGAGAAAUUGCUCAGAGGUCGUCUCUUUCAUGCCAGACAGUACCUCAUGAAGCAUAAAACUACGAUCACAAUGGCACCCACUGAAAACUGUGAUGUUCUUAUGACAUUCACAGACACCACAGAUGACCAUACACUGUUAUGGUUACUUAACCAAAUCCGGUUGGGAAUUCCACAAGUCAGAAUCCAGAUCCGGCAGCAUAAAUACACGCACACCUAUGCAUUCUUCAUUACCUCAACCUUUGAGAACUUGUUGCGUGGAGCUGAACAGAUGGGGAUGCAAAAGGCAGUGAAGCCACGCUAUGGAGGCGGCACUCGCAGGUUUUCAUGUGAGGAGGAUGACAUCUAUGAAAACAUCGAGAGUGAGCUGUGUUUCUUCACAUCACAGGAGCGUCAGAGUAUUAUCAAAUAUUGGAUGGAUAAUCUGCGGGCGAAACAUGGCGAGGCCCUUCAUAACAUUCCCUUCCUGGAGGGCCAACCAAUCAUACCAGAGCUUAUAGCCAGGGGUGUGAUUCUUCAAAUGUUUCCUCUUCAUGAGCAGAGAAUCCUGAAUCAGCUGAUGACGUCCUGGGUUCAGGCAGUCUGUGAGAGGCAGCCUCUAGAUGACGUGUGUGAUUAUUUUGGUGUGAAGAUUGGCAUGUACUUUGCUUGGUUGGGCUUUUACACCAACUCUAUGCUGUAUCCAGCAGUGAUUGGCUUUCUGCUCUGGAUCUUUGCUGAGUCUGAUCAGACAAGUCAGGACAUCUGCUGUGUGGUGUUUGCCCUUUUCAAUGUGGUGUGGGCAACACUCUUCCUGGAGAGAUGGAAGCGGCGGGAAGCAGAACUGGCAUUUAAGUGGGGAACGCUGGACACCCCAGCAGAGUCACUAGAGGAACCCCGGCCACAGUUUCGGGGAAUUAAGCGUCGCAGUCCAGUGACUGGCUGUGAAGAGUUUUUCUACCCACCCUGGAAGAGGAGAAUGUUCCGCUGGUUGGUCAGCUUUCCCAUCUGCAUCCUUUGUCUCUGCUUCGUCUGUUUGGCCAUGUUUAUCUGCCUGGAGCUUCAAGAAUUUGUCAUGGAAACAAAGGAGUUGCCAAGCAUAUGUAGAUUUUUCCCAAAAAUUCUUCUGGCUGUAACUGUUACUAUAUGUGAUGAAGUGUACAAGAAAAUCGCUCUCUGGCUCAAUGAUAUGGAAAAUUACAGACUUCAAAGCACUUAUGACAAUAAUCUCAUCCUCAAGACUGUUUUUUUUCAGUUCAUAAAUUCCUACCUCAGCCUUUUCUACAUUGGAUUUUAUCUCAAAGACAUGGAGCGGUUAAAAGAGAUGCUGGCCACGUUGUUGAUCUUCCGCCAGUUUCUACAAAAUAUCAAAGAAGUGUUACAGCCGUAUCUAUAUGAGCACCAUAAAUUAGGUGCUCUGAGGACAUUAUGGGACUUAAUUCAAACCAUGUUCCUGAACUAUAGUCAUUUAAUAGUGCAAAGGAUACGAGUGACUUGCCAAGCCAGUCUGGAUGUGAAUAAAAGUGGCUCACCUCCAGAGCAAUCAGAAAAGAGAGAAAGGAGGAGUUUAAUCGCCAGCUACAGAGUUCCCAAAACAGAGGAAGGGGAUGAUGAUGCUGGACUAAAGCAAAGGAAAGUCAGCUUCACCGAGAAGGUGGAAUACAAAGACAAGGUUGUGGAAGCAGAGACACAGGCCAACUUACAGGACGAUGGCAGUCCUACCCUUGUGGAGAAAGGAAUGGAUCCAUCUUUAAUAUUUGAUAUACGUGAUGAUGACGACGAUGAUGAUGAUGAUAGAGACAUGGAUGAUUCUGUGAGUAAACCUCAAGGAACUCAGAGAAGAAAGAUCAAAUCCACUGGGGAAAACAACAGUACGGAAAAGAAAAUCUCCUGGAUGGAUCCUCCAGAGGAGAACAAAUCCACUGUUUUGACCCAGCCAGAGAUUGAAAGUUGCAUGCUAACUUAUGAGGAUACUCUUCAGGAUUACCAGGAGAUGUUCAUACAGUUUGGCUACGUUGUGCUCUUCUCUUCUGCAUUUCCUCUGGCAGCCAUGUGUGCCCUCAUAAACAACAUUGUAGAAAUCCGAAGUGAUGCCUUAAAACUUUGCACAGGCCUCCAGAGACCCUUUGGGCAAAGGGUUGAAAACAUUGGACAAUGGCAGACCGCAAUGGAGGCAAUGGGUCUGAUCGCAAUAAUUGUGAACUGUUACCUUAUUGGCCAGUGUGGACAGCUGCAACGACUCUUCCCCUGGUUAAGCCCUGAGAUGGCCAUUAUCUCUGUUGUAGUGCUAGAGCACUUCGCCAUUCUGCUCAAAUAUAUAAUUCAUGUUGCAAUUCCUGAUAUUCCAAACUGGGUGGCAGAUGAGAUGGCCAAACUUGAAUACCAGCGGAGAGAGGCUCUCAAGAAACAUGAACGCCUCGCACAGCAGCACCAACAGCAGCAAAGGAGGAAGUGUGAAGAAGAAGAGGAGCAUCAAAAAAUGGCAGAGGAAUUGGCACGACAAGAUCAAGACAAGUCCGAUCUGAAUGGAGGUGAAGAACAUCACCGUGAAAAAAGCCCAGGGGCCAAGUUCAGCUCUGGAGAUAAACUCAAGAGACCCAGCUCCCUUUUAGGCAACAAUAAUGUAAUGAAACUUAAACAGAUAAUCCCACUUCAGGGUAAAUUCACCUCUACCCCUUCUCCCACAAGCGGUGAGGCCAAACUUCCAGGUUUUCUAAAGUUCCUCAAAUCCCAAGAGUUAAAAAAGGAAGCAGCUGCAGCAGUCGCACAAGCAGCUACACAUGGGAGCCACGAGAAAUCACAGUCUCCCAGCAAGUCCUUCAAUCCAGGCAAACUCUUCAACUUUGGGAAGGAAAAUCCAUGUACUGGUGCUGGUUCUGAACAAGUGAAACCAGAAGAUGCCUCAAGGGCCACUAAUGCACAACAAACAAAUAAUGACCAAAACCCUUCAUCAGAAGAGCUUCCAUCUGAGGUUGAAAAGGGUGAUGGCUCAGACUUUGGUACUAAUCCUUCAAAAAAACAGUGAAUUAAAUGUUGAUACUACUCAGUUAAUAUAUAGCACUGAUUGUAAUGCUUACCAUUUGCUUAAACGUGAUAAAGCAACCAUGUAGUGAGUGGAACUGCAUGUCAAAAAUCAUUUUAAUACAACAUAUUAAUCUGAGACCUCCAUAUAGUUUACUCACUCAAGGCGGCAUGCUAAGUCACCUGCAUGAUAAAAUCAGUUUAGGCAUGGGCAAGCAGGAAAGGACGUUUGAAUGAGCACUGUAAAAUGUAUAGAUUUUAUAUUUUUCUAUGCAUUAUUAUUUUUCUUAUAUGAAACAGUAAAUAUGACAAUCUAAAAAUAAUGCAUUGUCCUUGCUAAUUUUGAUCUUAUAAUGAAUGUGAACCCAUAAUGCAAUAAGAUGGAAUUACUGCGAAAAUACAUUUUAAAAAUGGUAUAUAAGACACAAUGUACACCAUUACUUCAAAGCCCUGUUUUUUUUUUUUUUUUACUUUUAUACUGUUAUCAUAAUACAAAUUAAAUGGAUAUACAAUUGCUUAUAAAAAUUAACUACAAUACUUACAAUAAAAUGUGAUACA
Cyprinus carpio (common carp) is the source of this 4455-nucleotide messenger RNA. Its product is annotated as anoctamin-8-like. Gene Ontology annotation, cellular component: plasma membrane. Gene Ontology annotation, biological process: chloride transmembrane transport. Lineage: Eukaryota; Metazoa; Chordata; Actinopteri; Cypriniformes; Cyprinidae. Gene Ontology annotation, molecular function: chloride channel activity. The record is from RefSeq and is a predicted model, not a curated record.